Messenger RNA from Pseudophryne corroboree (corroboree frog), 3609 nucleotides. RefSeq names its product valyl-tRNA synthetase 2, mitochondrial (gene VARS2). The coding region runs from base 96 to 3239 and encodes 1047 amino acids. NCBI's taxonomy places the organism in Eukaryota, Metazoa, Chordata, Amphibia, Anura, Myobatrachidae. Gene Ontology annotation, molecular function: aminoacyl-tRNA deacylase activity; valine-tRNA ligase activity; ATP binding. The transcript is spliced from 30 exons. Gene Ontology annotation, cellular component: cytosol. Gene Ontology annotation, biological process: valyl-tRNA aminoacylation. The record is from RefSeq and is a predicted model, not a curated record.
UCUGUGCUGUGAUAGGCUGGUAGGAAGUUGGGCUGGGGCGUGCUGGUCACCGGUGUGUCUCCUGUCAGCGCCGCUCAGGGCAGGGUCUCCUCACAAUGCUUCGCCUCCUCUCCAGCCAGACUGUUACAGGCUUACCACCACGUAGGGGUGUUGCCAGCAUCACAGAACGAAUUAAGCGAGAUGAGCGCCGGCAGCGUCAGCGGAUUCAGCUAGAGGAAGGAGCUGCUCAGGAAACAGAAGUAUCAGAUGUUAAAGGCCAGUGCUGGAGAGCUAAAGAGGAGAUAGAGUAUAAAAUUGCUACAAAGCCAGGAGACAAAAAAGAUACCACCUGUCCACUGCCUGCUUCCUACAGCCCACAUUAUGUGGAGGCUGCAUGGUAUUCCUGGUGGGUGAAAGAGGGUUUCUUCAAGCCAGAGUACCAGAGUGGCCUCCCGCACGCUACUCCAGAAGUCUUCUCACUCUGCAUCCCGCCGCCCAACGUCACUGGCUCCCUUCACCUCGGACAUGCUCUCACGGUGGCCAUUGAGGACUCUCUCGUUCGCUGGAGGAGGAUGCUGGGGCAGAAAGUUUUAUGGGUGCCUGGCUCGGAUCAUGCUGGAAUCGCCACGCAGGCAGUGGUUGAGAAGAACCUGUAUAAAGAACAAGGCCUCUCGCGCCAUGAUUUGGGCCGGGAAGAAUUCUUAAAAGCUGUCUGGAAGUGGAAGGAGAAUAAAGGAGAGAGGAUUUAUCAUCAACUACAGUCGCUCGGAGCUUCUCUCGACUGGGACAGAUCCUGCUUUACUAUGGACGAACAUUUCUCUAGGGCCGUUUCUGAAGCUUUUAUCCAUCUCUAUGAGGAUGGUUUGCUUUCUCGCCGUAACUGCCUUGUGAACUGGUCCUGCGCCCUCCGUUCUUCCAUAUCUGAUAUAGAGGUGGAGAGCCAGCAGUUGAAUGGUAAAACCUACUUCUCUGUACCUGGGUACAAAAGAAAAGUUCCUUUUGGACUUCUGUUCAGCUUUGCUUAUCGCACAGAGCAAGGAGAUGAUGAAAUCGUUGUGGCCACCACACGCCCAGAGACCAUGCUAGGUGACACUGCUGUGGCUGUCCAUCCAGAAGACCCUAGAUACUUGAAAUUUCAUGGGAAGAAUCUUUGUCACCCCUUCUCUGGAAGCCUACUUCCCGUCGUCACCCAUCCUCUCGUCAACCCAGAGUUUGGUACAGGAGCUGUAAAAGUGACCCCUGCCCACAGCAUGGUAGACUUUGAGAUAGCUCAGGACCUGAAGCUGCCCUUGGUGUCUGUGAUUGGAGAAGACGGAGCAAUGACGGAGGCCAGCGGAGACUGGAUAAAGGGGGUGAAAAGGUUUGAUGCCAGGGAUACAAUUCUGGCUGCAUUAAAGGAGAAGGGUCUGUAUAGGGGAGAUUGUGAGCACUCCAUGCCGCUUCCCAUCUGCAGUCGUUCCGGUGAUGUAAUCGAACAUCUACUGAAGAACCAAUGGUUUUUGAACUGCGAGGCAAUGGCAGAAAAAGCUCUGAGGGCUGUGAAUUCCGGACAGCUGAAGCUCACCCCGACCUAUCACCAGAAAAACUGGAGGAAUUGGCUCUCCAAUAUAAGUGACUGGUGUGUGUCAAGGCAGCUGUGGUGGGGACAUCAGAUUCCAGCGUAUCGGGUGAUCCCGUCGGAGUUGCAGCCUGCCCAGGACACGGCGACCACUGGCCUGUUCUCCCCUGAGAAAAACAUGGGUGAGAGUAGAGAAAUCUGGGUCGCCGCCCACAGUGAGGCUGAGGCCAGGAAGAAAGCCGCUGCGGCCUUGGGCAAAUUGGAGGCAGAGCUGAAGCUGGAAAGAGACCAAGAUGUCCUUGAUACCUGGUUUUCCUCCGCUCUCUUCCCAUUUGCCAUGUUGGGAUGGCCGGAGCAUACCAAAGAUCUCGCAGAGUUCUACCCCAACUCUCUCCUGGAGACGGGCAGCGAUCUUCUCUUCUUCUGGGUGGCUCGGAUGGUAAUGUUAGGAGAACAGCUCACGGGGCAGUUGCCAUUCAAAGAGGUGUUGCUGCACUCGAUGGUCCGAGAUGCCCAUGGGAGGAAGAUGAGCAAGUCUCUAGGAAAUGUUCUGGAUCCUCUAGAUGUGAUGACAGGGAUUUCUCUGGAGAGCCUGCGCAAUAAGCUAAGAGAGGGGAACUUGGAUCCAUGGGAGUGUAAAGUAGCGGAGUCUGCCUUGGUAAAAGAUUAUCCGCACGGCAUCCCGGAGUGUGGGACAGACGCUCUGAGGUUCGCCCUCUGCUCUCAUAGACUACAUGGUGACAAUAUUAAUCUGGAUGUCUCCGUAGUUGUUUCCUUCCGCCAUUUCUGCAACAAAAUCUGGAACGGGGUGAAGUUCACGCUGUCUGCUCUGGGGGAAGGGUUCUCUCCGCUCCCAUUGGAAGAGUUGAGGCCCCAGGCCCCCAUGGACCGGUGGCUUCUGGACUGCCUGCAGCAGCUCAUUGUGGAGUGUGAGAAGAAGCUUCAGUCCUAUGAGCUCCAUGGAGCUACAGGAGCUAUUUACACCUUCUGGGUGAAGCACUACUGUGAUACCUAUGUGGAAGCUGUAAAACCCGUCUUAAAGGGGCCAGGCUCUCAGGAUGCCCAACAGGUGCUGUACUGGGGGGCAGAACAGACGCUUCGUCUUCUUGCCCCUUUUACCCCGUACUUAUCAGAGGAGCUGUGGCAGCGUUUACCAGCAGCCCCUUCACGACGAGCACCCAGCAUCUGUGUUGCUGAGUACCCCACUCCCGGGCACACGGCUCAUUGGUCGUACCCCGAGGAGGCACAACGCUUUAGCUUUGUUCACGCCGUAAUCACCACGCUGCGCAGCCUAAGAAGUGACUUCAGCAUGACCAAGGCGAGGCCGGAGGUCCAUAUCAUCUGUUCUCAGGAAGAUGACCUGCACUCCCUCCAGAUUUUCCUGUCUCCACUCCAGACGCUCUCGCUCACAGGUCCCCUCCACCUUCAUCUCUCCAGGUGUGCUCCUCAGGAGUGUGGGGAUGGAGUUGGCUGGGCCUCAGGAGAAGUGGGUGAUAGCUGUCAUCUUUACAUGAACCUACAGGGACUGAUUGAUCCCAUCACAGAGCGUAACAAGCUGCAGACUAAACUUAAGAAAUUAGAAUGUCAUCUUCAGAACCAAGUGAAAUGCAAAGAGGACAAUGAGGAUAAUUCUCUGCACCUGAAGAUCUCCAAAUUACAGAAUACAAUGAGGACUUUGGAGAAAAUGAUCACUGACCAAUAGCUUUUAUCGCCAUCCUGUGGUCACUAUGUGUAUCACAGCUGGGUUAUAUAUAGGUUAUAUUCUACAUCACAGUGAUGUGACGCCCUGGGGUUAUGUCUGGUUAUUCGUAUACUGUAGGUAUACAUGAGAAUAAGUCUCCUGUGGUCACUAUGGGGGAUAUUCAAUUGUUUGAAAAGUAGAUUGGGUGUCUGUUUUUUCCUAUUAGACAGAGACCCAACUAACUUUUCAAACAAUUGAAUACCUAUAUGUAUUGUGAAAACAGAAAUGCUGUGUAUAUACUAGUUUUAUAAUAAAUGUAUACAUUUUAUAUUCAUAUCAAUUAGGUUUAUUGUGUAGACGUUUGACGGUCAUUAAAAACGUGUCAAUCAAA